Arvicola amphibius (Eurasian water vole) is the source of this 1029-nucleotide messenger RNA. Its product is annotated as protein NDRG3-like. Lineage: Eukaryota; Metazoa; Chordata; Mammalia; Rodentia; Cricetidae. Bases 22 to 1029 code for a protein of 335 amino acids. Gene Ontology annotation, biological process: signal transduction. Gene Ontology annotation, cellular component: cytoplasm. The transcript has 13 exons. The record is from RefSeq and is a predicted model, not a curated record.
GACAUAGAAACACUCCAUGGUAUGGUCCAUGUCACCAUAAAGGGCUCACUGCAGGAAAAUAGACCGGUUAUCCUGACAUACCAUGACAUCGGGCUUAACCAUAAAUCCUGUUUCAACACGUUCUUCAACUUUGAGGAUAUGCAGGAGAUCACCCAGCACUUUGCUGUCUGUCACGUGGAUGCCCCAGGCCAGCAAGAAGGGGCCCCAUCCUUCCCAACAGGGUAUCAGUACCCCACCAUGGAUGAGCUGGCCAAAAUGCUGCCUCACAUUCUUAUGCACUUAAGUGUGAAGAGCAUCAUUGGUAUUGGAGUUGGAGCAGGAGCCUACAUCCUCAGCCGAUUUGCACUCAAUCAUCCCGAGCUGGUAGAAGGCCUUGUGCUCAUUAACAUUGACCCAUGUGCUAAAGGCUGGAUUGACUGGGCAGCUUCCAAACUCUCAGGCUUGACGACCAACAUCGUGGACAUCAUUUUGGCUCAUCACUUCGGGCAGGAAGAGCUGAGGACCAACCUGGAACUGAUUCAAAGUUACAGACUACGCAUUGCCCAAGAUAUCAACCAAGGAAACCUAGAACUUUUCCUGCGGUCUUAUGAUAGACGCAGAGACCUGAAGCUUAAAAGACCCAAACCAGGCCAAAAUGAUAACAGGUUGAAAACAUUAAAGUGUUCUACUUUACUGGUGGUAGGGGACAAUUCACCUGCUGUGGAGGCUGUGGUUGAAUGUAACUCUCGCCUUGACCCGAUAAAUACGACUUUACUGAAGAUGGCAGACUGUGGAGGACUGCCCCAAGUAGUCCAGGCUGGGAAGCUCACCGAGGCCUUCAAGUACUUUUUGCAGGGGAUGGGCUACAUACCAUCUGUCAGCAUGACCCGGCUCACCCGAUCACGAACAUACUCAGCCCCCAGUAACAUCGGAUAUGAAAAAACUUAUUUUAACCAACCUGUGACCAGCAAUCAGUCAGAUGGAGUUCAAGAAGCCUGUGAGGCCCCUGAUGUCCCGAACACACACCAGAGCAUGAAGAUGCCCUGCUAA